AGCACGAAUUUAGAACACCUGUUAAACUGUUCUUGUUUUUUCUUAAUACUCUUAUUUUUGUUUUUUUAUUUUUCUAAAUACCUACCGAUUUCAAUCGUCCUAAACUAGAUUAUUCAGAUAAUAUUUAAUAGCUUUGGCUGGAUUUCCAAAACUAUUGAGAUUAUUAAUAACCAUUAAUUCUACUGCAUACCCUUUAGGUUUCUAUCUUGCUUCUUAUGUUGUAUUGUGCCAUGGUAGUUUAACUUUAACGAUCCUUCUGUGUUUGGUUUUGGUGUUACGACGGACAUGUUUUGAACAGGAACACCAAAUGUAAUGUCAACAGAUCCGCAUUGGUUAAAGGGAGUAAUAGCUGUUGCAGUUGGCAUUGGAAUAACGGUUGGUUCAGUUGGGGUGGUUUUUAUAACUCGACUACUAGAAAAAAAAGAAAAACUAUUAUUAAAACAGGAAGUUGAUGAAUUAAAUAUUGCAAUACUUGAUCUUCAAGCAGAAUUUAAAGCAUUAAAGAAAAAAAUUAUAAAACCAGGAAAAAGAUCAGCCUUAUCAAGUAGCACCAGUGUAACAAGCGAAGCUAGUUUGUAUACAGCGCUAGGAACUGACGACGAAUUUCACGACAUGUCAUCAGAAAACGAAGAAUCCCAUUCAAAUAUUCUGAAUGAAAAUCCAGAUGGUAGUUUGUCUUCAGAACAUUUUAGCGAACAUUACACUGGACCUUCUUUACUUAGUGAUGAUAUUUUUGAUCAAGUAGAUGAAUUAUUUGAAGGUUCUGAUGAAGAUAAACUUAAAGCUUAUGAAAUUUUAUUACACCUUAACGAAGAACGAACAGAUGAUAUUGAGGUACUUUGGAGGUUAGCAAAAUCGUGUCAAUUUGUAUCAAAAUAUUAUAUUGCAGCGAAAAAAAAUCUAGAAAAAAGUAAAUCAGUUAUUGAUGAAGGUGUAAAAUGGUCAAAGCAUGCCUUGGAAAUGUAUCCAGGGAAUUGCAAUGCACACAAAUGGUUUGCUAUAUGUAGUGGUGCUCGAGGUCAGUUAGGAUCAACUAAAGAAAAAAUUGAAGGAGGUUAUAUAUUUCAAAAUCAUAUAAAUGAAGCAAUAAAAAUCAAUUCUCGUGAUCCAACUUUAUAUUAUUUAAAAGGAAAACUUGAAUAUGAAGUUGCUGUUUUAUCAUCUUUUGACCGGCGUAUAGCCAGUUGGUUGUAUGGAGAGGUACCUAAAGGUACAAUACCAGAAGCGAUUGAACUAUUUUUAAAAUUUCAACGUGAAUCACCGAUUCAGCUAAAAGACUGUCACCUACAUCUUGCCAAGUGUUACAUAGCUAAAAACGAGUAUGAAACUGCCGUGAAUUGGUUGGAACAAUCAUUGCAGCUUCCUGCUAAGGAUUCUGAGGAUAAAGAAACGGAUAGUGAAGCCAAUCAACUUCUCAAGAAAUAUUUAAAAUAUAAAAAAGUUUAGGUUCCAUUAUUAUUUUCUGAGAAUUUUUUUUUAAUAAUUUUUUUUCUUUUAUGGCCAAACUACGUGAUUUUUAAAUUUUUAACUUUAUGUAUGUUUAGUUUAUUUAUUUUUUGGUGUAAUGUAACAGUGGUAUAUUAUUAUUUAAUUUUAGUUUAUUUCUAUACAAUGUUAUAAACAAAAAUUAUUUGCUUUUCUCUGAAACUUUAAAAUUCCAAUCAUAAUUUUGAAAAUAUUGGUACCAGUUUAUUACAGAGUAUUAUUAUAUUUUUUGAGACUUAAUUUAAUUUAUUUAGACUUUUAUGUUCAUAAUUGUUGUUUUUAUUAAAAAUAUACACAAGGAAAACAAUGUUUCAUCAAA
This is a messenger RNA of Metopolophium dirhodum (rose-grain aphid), 1804 nucleotides long. RefSeq names its product regulator of microtubule dynamics protein 1-like. NCBI's taxonomy places the organism in Eukaryota, Metazoa, Arthropoda, Insecta, Hemiptera, Aphididae. Bases 313 to 1446 code for a protein of 377 amino acids. Gene Ontology annotation, cellular component: cytoplasm; spindle microtubule; mitotic spindle pole. The record is from RefSeq and is a predicted model, not a curated record. Gene Ontology annotation, molecular function: microtubule binding. The transcript has 8 exons.